ACAAGCCUGUCGUUUCUGCCAUGAUGUCGAAUCCGCGUAAAUUUAGCGAGAAAAUAGCACUUCAUAAUCAGAAACAGGCCGAAGAAACAGCAGCAUUUGAAGCCAUUCUCAGAGAUGUAUCAUUUGCAACCAAGUGUACUUCACAGAAGAGCUACCCUCCACAGCAGCACCUACAGUUGCAUCAAAACAUUGGGACGCAGUAUCGCGCAGGAUCGCUGCCCAAUGUCAAUCAGAUGGCCACAAAUUCUCCCAUUGAUCUUCCAUCUGCUCUGAGGGAUUUUGAGGGCAUUCGAGCUAGUGGGUCAAUACAUAACCGAGUGGACGGGCGAAUACACAAUGUUCGUGACAGGGGCAGACAACUCGGGCCACACAGAAGAGCUUUUCCAAUGGAUAAACAAAGGAAUGACUGCUCCCCGUAUGGCUCUGCAUACCUUUCCCCUCCUCCCGACACAAUAUGGAAGAGGACUCAAAUGAUUCGAAACCAUGAUUUACCACGAACAAAUUCGGACUCUGCUAUUCACACCAGUACAAUGGGACCUGCGGUCAGUUCUGACCUGGACAACAUGCACAGUCCUACAACCCCCCCUCCUCAUCGCAGAAUUGUGGAAAUGGUAGGAGAGAAUAUGGGGAAUGAUAACAUGAGAAAAGGAUACUGGGACCCCAAACAGAUGCCUGGUUCCCGGCCCAAAUCCUGUGAAGUUCCUAACAUCAAUAUUUACCCCUCUGCUGAACAAGAGAAUAACACAGGAGGCAUGACAGUUCCAAUAACAAAUAACACAGGCUCAUUGCCCGACCUUACAGUCCUGCACUUCCCCCCUCCUCUGACCACCCCUCUAGAUGCUGAACCAGACCAAAACUAUGUGACCCAACCCACCAACCUCUCUCCCACUAGUGCCCAUCAUGUUGGAAUGGUGCCACAGCAGUCAGCUAGUCCACAGGCCCAGAGCCCUGCCCAGAGGCGGCGGCCCCACCAAGGUGGUCCCAGUCCACUUGUUUUGAGCAGCUCCCCCUCACAACAGAUGAGGAUGCCCCAUUCACCACCAGUUAGUGUUCCUAAUAUCGACCCUAGUAAAUUGCCCAUGGAUCCGCGGAUAAAACAACAGUUUUUGUUACACUUACAUCAGCAGCAGCAGAGACAUAGGGCACCCAAUCAUUCAUAUCAGUCGCAGCCCCACCCCAACCCCCACCCAGGGGGAGUGGGAGCACCCCACCCAUCUUCACAGCAGCCUCCAAAUAACUCAGUCUUACAGAAUCCUCAACAAAGGUUACCACAAGUCUGUAUAACUUCCGCCGAACAAAAUGAUUCUCAGCCUUCAUUAUCACAUUAUAGAAACAGUGUAUCAGAAAACUGUCAGUCACCCACAUCACCCCACUCCCAACCAUCGUACUCCCCCUCCCAGUCUCCAGGACUUCCCCCCUCCACGUGGAAUAACUUUGACAACUACCAUCUACAGCAACAACAGCAGGCUCUUCAACACCAAUUUGAACAGUUCAAAAUGUCACCAGACAACCAUUAUUCAAGUGCUGACAAUUUAAAUCUCUCUAAUGGGGUCAGUAGUGGAAGCUAUACCACUUCUCAGCCCUCUGUCAACAUGUCUCAGGCAAUGAUGCAUGGCCUGACAGGGAGUCAGGAGUUCCACCAGCAGCCCCACCCCUACUACAUACAGCAGGCUGAUGUCGGGGGUGGAUCGCGGGGGAUGAACCAAGCCCAGCUUCAGCAGUCCCCGCAUCACCUCUCUCACCACAGCAAGAUUCCUGAUAUUGUGUUUAAUGGAGCUGAUGAUACAAAUUCAUAUCAACAAGACUUUGCUAAAGAAUUGGGUAAUGCUAUUACAGGGAUGUCAGAGAGUUUUGCAGAUGAUUUGUUUGCCUCCGACGAAGAAGUUCUCAAAGUGGGAUUAGGCCCCUUGGAUUUCGAUGGACUUCAGAUGUUAACAGACCCAAAUCUGAUUACAGACCCUGCUACUGAGGACAGCUUUAAAUUAGAACAUAGGUCCUAGAUCUGUGAUCUACAUGUGAACUUAGUAUCUCAAAUAAUUUAUUAUAAAAUGGCCUCCAAGCAUUUUAUAGUUGUGUAGAAUUUUGAUAGUUUUCAUUUGAUGAUAUCAGUUCAUUAGUUGCAAACAGAAUGAUAUGCUUUUCUGUAGCCUCAUUGUGAAGAUGCCUCGUGUGUAACUAGCGGCCACCAUUUUAUUUCUGUAUCAGGAUUCAUACUUAAGAGGUCAGUGCUUUCCAAGACUAUGUGUGCUAUAAACCUAGCAAUUGGAGAUGGUGCCACAGUGAUGUUGAAGUACAUCUUUUAUUCACUGAGCACAAGUGCUGUGUGCUCUUCGUUAAAAAAAAUCAGAAGUAUUAUUCAUUGUCAACAAAACUGCCACCAACCAGAUUCUUCAAGACAUUCCAAAUUAUUCUGCAACAGAUACUUGUUAUUUCCCAUUGUGUGUGCUGCCUUACGUACGAUAUCUAAAGGAGAUCAUCUAGGAAUUCUCAUCAAAGGAUUGACAGACAAUCAAACUCUCCAUUCAAGGAUUUAUUUAAGCUGUAGUUUAGUCUACAAGUGCUUUCUUUUUACUUCUUUGUUGCCUGAGCCAUAUUUAUAAAUUAUUAAGAUACAGGUUUCACCAAAACCCCAUCCUCCUCUCCAGUAUAUUAUGUUUUUUUUUUUACAGAGCCUGCUAAAUCUGUUCUUCUGCACUGAUUUAAAUGUAAGAUGUUACAACGAUGGCUUGUAUUUUUUUUAAUGAAAAUACAAUGUAUGCCAAUUUUUGUAUAGAAAUGAAGUGAAAAAAAAAAUACUGUAAUAGGGAUGAAUAGUUUUAAGAAAACCAAUGAGGGUUGUCACACAACCAAAUGUAAAUAAUCUUACAGUUAAUUUUUGGUUUGUGACUAACUUGUCAGGUUUUUUUGCUUUUCCUAAGGUCAAGUCCAUCCAUCUUGAAUAUUAAACUUGUAUGGUACCCAGUUAACCUCAGAUAUAUUACAUAUACUGUCAUCACAUGAACAUUAAGAUGCCAAUAGAAUCUCACAUGUCUUCAUCAAGUCUCUGUAUUUAGUCUUGUAAGAGCUGCUUGCAAGUUCUCAUUUGCUUACAUACUUAGAUUUGAUGAAUUAGAAUUUUGAAUUACAUUUUUUACAACUAAAGUAGAAUCCUGAACACUUGAACAUAUUUAUUUGAUAUUCAGAUGAGAUUCAGGAUAAUUUUGAACAUUUAUGUAGAAUUUUUGUUUCAACUCUCAAAGAAAUUUAUCACUCAGUAGUUUUUAAAAUCUCAUUUGUAUGUUAAUAUAAGAAAAAAUAUUACACACCUUUAUUAUAUCUUUUGUAUUUACUUAAAAUAAGGCAGGCAACUUAAAGUUAAACUUGUAUUAUCCAGAGCAUGUAAAUGAUAGAGUGUCAACAAACCAAAAGCUAGUCGUACAUGAACAUGGAUGUAUAGAGGUUAUUUUGAUGAUGAUACAGACAGGACAGACAGUCUUCACAAAAGAAUUUUGAUAUCAAGAGUUACUGGUUUUAUUAUAGUAAAAUAGUCGCUUUGUUAUUUAUAGAUGUCUAGGUAUAAUACGUGUAAUAUAUAACAAUGAAAUUUUGUAUAAUUUUUAUUUGCAAGUCCAUGAUUCACAUACAGUACAUACUAGAAGUCACAUACGAGACAUGUUAUUCAUUUAAAACAGAGACACUGAAACAUUCUGAAGAUGGGGUUGUAUAACAAAUUGUCGAGCCACAUGCAGAAUGUGCAGUUACUUUCUUUGGCAGCUACAUGUUUAUGUAUUGCUUUGAGCAAAGGCAAGGCCCUUGGCUGUCAAAUUUGUCAUUUAAGGGAUAUGAGUGAAAAAAAAUCAUUUUAUAUUAAGAAUGAGUCAAUUUCAACAGUUAUCUGCAAGUCAGGUGUACCAAAAUAACAACAUGGAAAGAAAACAGAAGCAAAGGCUUCAAACCUCAGUAUCUAAUGGACUGUCAAAGAGCAAGCUUUUUUCUUCUCAAUGCCUGAUAGUCAGCACAAAGACAGUAGCAUCUAUUUUAUAUUUGAAAUUAACAGCUUGGAGGAAAGUACUAAAAACAAAAAUCACUUAGUAUUAGUCUGGGCAUUGUUAAUUUUUAUAUCGCAAUUGUACUGUAAUUCAUAAAAUGGCAUCCUGGAUAUAAAGUUAGAGAAAGAAUGAAGAAGCUUUCAGCUUAUCAUGUAAAAGUUUAACUCAAAUUGAUCAAAAAGUCAUUUUUCAUGUUUAAGGAUAUACUUUGAUUUUAUCAAUUUUUGUAUAGAUUUUAUUCCUUUAAUACAUGGUAUAAAACAUAAUUUGUGUAUAUUAGUGCAAUCUGUCUUUUGUACUUAUAAACAUACUGUUCUAUGUAUGACAAGCUUAAAUCCAUGACGGUAUUUUCUUACGUGAACACAGCCAUCUAUGUAUGUUGACUUUUGCCUCAACCUUUGAACUAAUAAGACCUCUCUUUACACUUUGUAUAUCACUUGACAAACACCCUGUAGUGCAUUGUUUUGUUGUUGCCUUGUAUGAUUCUGUUGGGUUUGUGAUGUUUGUGAUAAAUGUCUGUGAUCUUACUCAGAAACUACUUAACAUUGUUAGUUAAAUGUAUCAAAAUCUUCAAGUGCACAAACCAUGUAGAAUCAAAAAUCAGAUUGUGAAAUUUGUCAAGGGUAUAGAAACUUCAUUUACUUAAUGAAAAGGCCUCUAUAUGCGAUAUUAGACGUUAUGGAAAAUGAAUGUUCAAAUGAAAUUUAUUUUUGAGGGAACAGUGGGGCAUUCCUCCUUAAAACAGAUACCAUAUGGCGGGUUUUUUGUAGCAGGGUGCUAAUUUUGGCACUUUGAUAAUAGUCCACCAAAAUUUUAAUCGCUAAAAUAGUCAGUACUCUUCUUAGUGUCCAUCUGCAAAUAGCUGAAACCCUGCGCCCGCUAAAAUAAAUUACGCCAAAAUUAUUGGCAUACCUUUGAGCAGGCAAAACGCCAAGAAAACCCACUAUAUGGUAUCAUGGUUUAUUGAAAAAUGGAAUCUACCCGCUUAUGAAUGGCCCUCAAAUGAGUAUUGAUUAAUAAUAGUUCCUACCAAUUAAGGAAUGAGCCAAAUCAAUAAUAAAGGACCCCAUUUACCUCCAUUUUCAGGUGCUGUUAGAAAAUAAAUGCUGUUUUGUAAAUUUAAUUCUGCAUACACAGAAGUUGACAAAGGACUGCAAUUGUUAGAAUUCCCUUUUUUUUUUUUUUUUUUUUUUUUGAUUAUAUGAUUUUGUUACAUAUCAACUUUUAAAUUGGUCUGAUUAGAAACAUUGUUUGUGAUCAUAGCUAUGAUGAAAAUUCCAUUUAUUUAUUAUUUCUGAUUGGAAAGAAUCAGGUGAAUCUAUUUCUGUUAAUGGAUGGGUAAACCUUAAUAAUUAGCUAUUGUAAUGUCCAUGUUGCUUUCAGAGAAUUACUUGUUGCAAGAGCUGGUAAUUGACAAUACUGCAUCAAGCAAUGUACUACCCCCGGUUACUAAAUAAGCUUGCUUUUUUUGUAUAUACAGAUAAUAUGCAAUGGUAAUUCUUUAAAAUUUCCAUUGUACAUCAAAUGUUUAUACAGAAAUGAGUUUCGUGAUGUUUCUUCAUGAAACAAUGAAUAUUAGCAUUGUUAAUGCUAUAUAUGUUCUUAUGAGAAGUCAGUUGGGCCAUUGUCUAUUUAAAAGUAUUAGAAAGAAUCAAAUUUGUGUGAAUGAAAUAGAUAUAAUAAAUUUAUAUAUGCCUGUGGUCUCGCUUGAAUGCUUUUUGUUGCUUCUUUAUGGUCAUAGAUGCACUGGAUGUUGAUUGUGUAUAGUUUUUAUUGGCUGUGUAGAUGUAGACCUCACACUUUGAGUCAUUUUAAUUGGUGCAGUUCAGUUAUGAAUUAUGUAUGUCCUCGUUAUUUAUCUUGUUUGUAUGUAUGUUUUUCCCCUUUUUACGGUGUGUGUUUGUGAGAUGAUAAUGAGGCAUGACCUUCCACUGAAAAGGGAGAUAAAUUGAGGCCAUAUUCAUUUUUUAAUUGUAUUGAAUAUAACAUUUUAGUAAUAUUUGGUGUGCAAAUUGUACUAUGAUAUAUUGUCUACCUUUGACAAGGAGGGUCGUGCUAUUUUUAGGUACAUGUUCUUUCAUUGUUGUUAAUGGAUAAUAACCUGGGUUAAAUGCAGCCUUUUUUUAUUAUCACUAUUUAUCCUUGUUCUGUUGCAUGUAUUCGUUUCUUAUGGAGAUAUUUUUAUGAACAAUUAACUUUUUUAUAUUGCACACAUUUUUUUGUAAGAGAAAGAAAAAGUCUAGAUAUAAAAAUAUAUAUAUUUACAUCUGUAUACUUGUAUAAAGUUUAAAGAGAAAUGUCUUUUUUUGCCAUAUAAUAUAUUGUUUUAUGGAUCUUUUUGCUCAUUGAUGACAUUUGAUGGCUGUGUUCUGUAUAUAUAAGGGUUUUUAGCAAUGUCACCUAACACAUAGUCAUCAUCUUCAUCCUCUUUUGUUAUGUGAGACUUGUUGUCCAGUAAUAUCGGAUCUACUGGAAUAAAUAUAUGUAAUUACCUGA
Messenger RNA from Saccostrea cuccullata (small rock oyster), 6524 nucleotides. RefSeq names its product CREB-regulated transcription coactivator 1-like. The coding region runs from base 21 to 2000 and encodes 659 amino acids. Lineage: Eukaryota; Metazoa; Mollusca; Bivalvia; Ostreida; Ostreidae. Gene Ontology annotation, cellular component: cytoplasm; nucleus. Gene Ontology annotation, biological process: protein homotetramerization; positive regulation of transcription by RNA polymerase II. Gene Ontology annotation, molecular function: cAMP response element binding protein binding. The record is from RefSeq and is a predicted model, not a curated record. The transcript is spliced from 13 exons.